This is a messenger RNA of Sporothrix brasiliensis 5110, 480 nucleotides long. RefSeq lists its product as uncharacterized. Bases 1 to 480 code for a protein of 159 amino acids. The record is from RefSeq and is a predicted model, not a curated record. The transcript has 3 exons. Lineage: Eukaryota; Fungi; Ascomycota; Sordariomycetes; Ophiostomatales; Ophiostomataceae.
AUGGCCUCCGGGCGGCAUAUAGACUCAGAGUCGCCUAUGUUUUUUGGGUACUCCAUUGGCGACGACUUUCCUUUCCUCCAGAACGCCCCCGAACCAGCACCCGGCGCCCCGCUCCUCUCUGACACCGAGCAAAAUGACCUCAAUAAUUGGUUCGAGAAUAUGAAGUCCGACGACCGCAUAAACGACAACGUCACAGGCAAUGCCAUUCACUCAGAAAACUGGAUUGACAUCCCCCAAUUCGUAGGAUCGUCUUCGUCGUUUGGCCAACCCCAGGACCUUCAGCACGCGUCUCUGGGCAACCAUGUCUUGCCCCAAGAUGUUUACGACAACCUACCCAUCACCGGACUCGUCGCAAUCGAUUGCAACAUCUGCCGCAUCACCAUCGGCAUUGCUACCGCCCGUUGGCCACAUUGGUGGCUCACAACUUGGUGCGGGGCGCCUGUCAACCUCCCCAAGAGCACCAACCCGCGCGGGCAGUGA